Ambispora leptoticha is the source of this 1164-nucleotide messenger RNA. The record is from the annotation of a GenBank genome assembly. Lineage: Eukaryota; Fungi; Glomeromycota; Glomeromycetes; Archaeosporales; Ambisporaceae.
AUGGAGGACGAAAGACCUAUUCGACCACAGGUAGUUGAUGGUCCACAAAUUGGCAAGUCUGCUGGGAACUUUUUUCAGACAGACCAUGAUUUAUUAGUUCAAGAAAGACGAGCUGCGAAACGUGAUAACAAAGCGGGCGAACCUAUUGAAAUUACCUCAAAGGUUCUGUGUUUAUUGCCCGCUGAGGAUGAAAAAAAUACGUUGGAACAUGUGUAUGUGGGGGAGUCGGGGUUUUUAGCUAGAAAAAUAAAUAUAUCGACAGGAAAAACCGUUAAAUCGUUUAAAGGGCACACUGGUCCCGUUACUUGUCUUGGUCUAUGGCAUAAAAAUGGUGAAGAAUAUUUAAUCACAGGAUCAUGGGAUAAAACUCUGAUAAAAUGGAAUACCAAGACAAAAGAACAGUCAAAAAUCUUUACAAAGCACACAGAUUUUGUAAAAUCACUAACAAUAGCACAUACCACCGGCACACUAUACUCUGGAUCAUCAGACAGACUAAUACUCAGCUGGAACCUCAACGAUGGCGACCUUCUACCCGUCAUCAUGAAAGGACACACACGCGGUGUCGAAGACCUCGUACUUGAUGAAUCGGAAACGUACUUGUAUUCUGCGUCUUCGGAUAGUCAUAUACGAAAAUGGAACCCUACAACUGGAGAAUGCUUGCAAAUAUUUGAGGAUCAUUUGACGAGUGUUUAUUUUUUACGUUUGUUUGAUGAGGUUAUGUGGUCUGCUUCUGCUGAUAAGACUGUCAAAAGAUGGGAUUUAGAUACUGGUAAAGUAGAUACUACAUUCCCUCACCCUGAUUUUGUCAAAUGUUUGGCAGUAUUAGGACCAUACUUAAUAACGGGAGGACGUGACGAAGUUAUUCGUGUUUUUGAUAUUGGGACUGGAAAAACCAUAAAGGAGAUAGAAGGCCACUUUGACGAAGUGUCUUGUAUGGCAAUACGGGGAACAAUGGUGUAUACUGGGUCUCUGGAUUGUACUGUUCGGCGAUGGUCUGUCACUGCAAAAGAUCUCAUUCAAUCGAAUGAUGCCGAAAAAUCAAAAUCGGAAUACAAAUCAUCGUCGCUUUCAACCACAGCUACAAAAACGAAGCCGGACUUCUCAUUGUUAACCGAAGAGGAGGAGAAGGAAUUGGCUGAAUUAAUGGAAAGCGAUGACGAGUAA